GUUCAGUCUUGGCAUUGGCAAUUGGCAUACAGAAAGAAAGCGUAAUUUACGUGCUCUAGUAUUUUAUUACACAGUUGCUAAGUGCUUCACAAUGGCUAAAAGGAAGAAUAAACCGUUCUUGGAUUCGGACGCCAGCAGCGAGUCCGAUAUGGAUUCUCAAUUUCUAAACUUGGCCAAGAAGAAAAAGAAGCCGGGAGAGUCCCCGCCCGCCAAGUUCAACAGCAAAUCCUCCGACAGUGAAUCUGACAAUGAGGGGGGCAGUAGAAGAAACUCAAAAUCAUCAUCAUCGUCCAGCUCAGACUCCGACAGCGACGCAGACAGCUCCUCGUCGAAGAAAGGCCGGAACUCCCGGAAAGCUUCCACGGACCAUUCGGACGAGAACCGGAAAAAGCCGGAGCCAAAGAAAAUUGAGGUCCGGAAGAGUACGGAUAGCGCCGGGUCCGGGAAGAAGGAUGUUUAUAGUGAGCCGGAAGAAGGUGAAGUAUCGUCACACUCAUCAGACAACGAUUCCGUUGAUUCCGAAGAGGAAUUUGAUGAUGGUUACGACGAAAAUCUGAUGGGGGAUGAAGAGGACAGAGCGCGCCUCGCCGCCAUGUCAGAGAAAGAGAGGGAACAAGAGAUCUUCAAACGUAUCGAGCGGAGGGACCUUAUGAAGACCAGAUGGGAGAUAGAACGUAAACUGCGCCUCGCCCGCCGCUCUGCCACGGAGCGUUCCUCUUCCCCUGGAGAGAUAGCCAGGAGACGAGACGCUAGGAGACAGAGGAAACAGAAACAGGAGCAGAAACAAGCUAAAGCGGCCGCCGCGGCAGCCGAAGCGGAAGAAAAGGACAAGGAACCUGAGAAAGAGAAGGAUGCACCACCGCCGAGCCCCGGCGAGAUAUUGGACGACCCUAAAGAUACAGAACCAUCAGAGCGGUCAGCCUCGCCCCUAUUCGGGGCGAAAACGGAGCGGAAACGCAACGUGGACGACCGCAGACAAAACGCAAUGGCCGCCCUAAGGGCCCAACGCGAUGCUAAAGUCACAAGGGACAAUUUGGCUAGAAAACGAAGGGAGGCAGAACAGAAAGACAAGGACAAAGAUGAUGAUGAUGACGCGGACGAAGAACUGAUAGGCGGUUCAAGCAAACAGAGCGUCAAACUGAAAGCAUCGGACAUCUAUUCUGACGACUCGGGAUCUGACUCGGAUGAUAACAAAUCACAAGGUCGCGGUCGACGGUCCAGCGCGUCGUCAAGUACUUCAUCGACCGGCGGAGAAGAGACUGUGAAGAAAAGGGACCGUGAAGAAGUUAAAGAAGUGAAGUACGCGGACAGCAGGGACCAGAUCAACAAACUUAGGCUAAGCAGGUUUAAAUUAGAAAGACUAGUGCACCUACCGUUCUUCGCCCGGGUAGUCACAGGGUGUUUCGUCCGGAUCGGAAUCGGCAAUAACAACGGAAAUCCUGUAUACAGGGUAGCAGAAAUAAUAGACGUUUAUGAGACGGCGAAAGUAUACAAUUUGGGCAACACGCGAACUAACAAGGGACUAAAACUACGCCACGGGACACAGGAUAGGGUAUUCCGAUUGGAGUUUGUCAGUAAUCAGGAGUUCACGGACAGCGAGUUCCAAAAAUGGCACAAAGCGAUAAAGGACGCGAACAAAAAACCACCCACCAUGGACUUUGUGAGAAACAAGAUCCUAGAAGUUAAGGAGGCGCUUAUGUAUGAAUUUAAGGAAGAAGAUGUAGAAAAAAUGGUACAAGAAAAAGACAGGUUCAGAUCACAUCCCACAAACUACGCCAUGAAGAAAACACAACUGAUGAAGGAAAGAGAUGUCGCACAAUUAAGGGGUGACGACGAAACAGUAUUCGACCUGAACGCUAAAAUACAAGAGUUGGAAGAGCGAGCGAACCACCUCGACAAAACUAGAACAUCCUCUAUACAGAGCAUAUCGUACAUUAAUAAUAGGAACAGGAAAAUGAAUGUGGAAUCUGCGGAAAAAGCCAUUAUGGAGGAGGUGAAAGCUAUGAAAGGAAAGAAAAUAGACGACCCGUUCACCAGGCGGCAUACGAAACCGGUCAUGAACUUCAAAUCUCACCAGGGGGGCAGGGCACAGGAACUAAUGCGCAAUGAGGAAGCGGCGGCGGAAGAAAUGAAACAGAAAGAGGAGGAAGAGAAAGCGGCGAGAGAGAGACAGGAAAGGGAGAGAUUAGAACACAAUCCAGACUCGGAAAGGCCCAAAACCCAGUCUACAGACAACGCGAGUAUGUACUCCCUACACGACUUUGACAUCAGCAUAGAUUUGGACCUCCCCGUCGGCGUCGGUAGCAAAGUCAGUUCAAAUGUGACACCAAAACCCGCAGUGAAUGCUAAAGUCAAAGAGAGCGGGCCGAAACGUUCGCUCAACCUCGAAGAAUACAAGAAAAGACACGGGCUCAUAUAAUGUCCAUCGCGCGUAUACUACUGCCAGUCAUCCUGUGUUCCCUGUCAAAGGCACAAAUACAGAUUCACAUUCAAGUUUCGGACUCAAACGAAGUUACUGUUCAAGCCACUGGCCAAUCAGAGACAAGAUAUCUAAACGCAAACCAUAGAGAACUAUUCCAUAUUACCGAUGAACUACUACAGAAAGCCUUAUUCACUCUAACUGGCCUACAAACUGAAGUGUUCCUUGAUAACGACAACGAUAUAUAUAAGAAUUAUGAGUUAGAACCAGUUAAAACGGUUCUUAAACCAAACGGAACUAAAAUAAACGUUAUACAAGAGGAAGUAAUAUUGAACAAGUUACUGACGUACAAUAAUUACCCAACGGAAAAUUCCCAAAUAAUAACACUAACAGGGAAUAUAAAGGAUAAUGUGACGUGUGUGUAUAACCAGAAGGAUGUAUUUCCCGCGGAGAUAAUACAUAUAAUUGACGUCCAUAGCAUAGAUAAGAAUUGGAGCAUGCAAUCUAAUUUCGGAAGGGAUUUUUCUGAAACGCAAAGCAUUCCUAUUGCUAAUGCAUCUUUCGCUGUAACUUUAGGUCCAAAACAGGACGCUACAGCUAUUUUAGGUGCAACU
This is a messenger RNA of Cydia amplana, 3033 nucleotides long. RefSeq names its product RNA polymerase-associated protein Rtf1 (gene Rtf1). Gene Ontology annotation, cellular component: Cdc73/Paf1 complex. Gene Ontology annotation, molecular function: DNA binding; RNA polymerase II C-terminal domain phosphoserine binding. Lineage: Eukaryota; Metazoa; Arthropoda; Insecta; Lepidoptera; Tortricidae. The coding region runs from base 92 to 2419 and encodes 775 amino acids. The transcript has 20 exons. The record is from RefSeq and is a predicted model, not a curated record.